GAUAGUUGGUUGAUCAGUUCAAGAAAAUGGCGUCUCGUAGGUGGAGAUCAUUGCGUCGAAUUUCACGAAUCAUGAAUGAAUUCUAACGUUCGUCUCAUAUCUUAUUUUAAUUACGUGUGUUAUUAAUCGUGCAUUGGGAGAAAGGACAAUUGAAUAAUGAAUGAAAUAAGUGGUAACAAGCAAGAGUUGGGAAAUACUUCAGCCUGGGAAAGUCUAUCGACGCCCCCGUCACUGUCAUCGGCGCCGAAUAUGCAUCAUCAUCAUCAUCAUCUUCAUCAUCAUCAUCAAACGCUACAGCAGGAUACAAAUACAACGGUUAUGCAAGUAAUAGUUCCUACUCCGGUUAAACUUCAACCUCCUAUAUUAUCAACGGCUCAAACUGUAACCGACCAUUGUUCCCAACUUGGGCAUUUGCAACAAACACCUUUAAUGACUCAAGGCUUAGCGCCAACAAAUUUUUCCGAUCUUGAACUUUCGCCUGAACUUCAACAACAAGGAUGGAAAAAAUUUUGGAGUAAACGAGAAAACAGGCCUUACUUUUGGAACAAGUUGACCGGUGAAUCUUUAUGGGUCGUACCCUCUUUAAAAUCUCAGUUUGAUCCUAUAACGGAUCCCCUUGGUAUCUGCGGUGUACCUCCUGUUCCUGGAAAUGGAUCGAUACCUCUUUGUACUACACCCAGUGGUGGAGUAAAGCGUAGAGCUUCGGAAGAUGGUACUGCACCAGCUCCGAAGAAAUUUGUUUUAGCAGGCCCAUGGGAUCUUGAAAUUGCGACGAAUGUAAUAAUUCAUGAAAGAGCUCCAUCAAAUUUACCACAUGUCCAUCCCGAAGUGGAAGCAUUAAGAUGUGGUUUACUGACAAAGUUGCGUAUGUGCUAUCAAGAACUUUGCCAUACGCGAGAGUCGAUAGAUGCUCCUAAAGAUUCUUUUAAUCGAUGGCUUAUGGAACGUAAGGUUAUAGAUUGUGGAUCAGAUCCAUUGCUGCCGAGUCAGUGCUUUCCAGAGAUCUCAAUGUCGAUGUAUCGCGAAAUUAUGAAUGAUAUCCCUAUUAAAUUGAUAAGACCUAAAUUUACUGGCGAUGCUAGAAAACAAUUGUCUCGUUAUGCCGAAGCUGCUAAGAAAAUGAUUGAAUCAAGAGCGGCAUCUUCAGAAAGCAGGAAAGUUGUCAAAUGGAACGCGGAAGAUACGUUUCAAUGGCUACGCCGAACAGUAGGCGCAACGUUCGACGAUUUUCAGGAUCGACUUGCUCAUUUGAGACGCCAAUGUCAGCCUCAUCUUACGGAAACUGUGAAAGGAAGCGUCGAGGGUAUUUGCUUGAAAAUUUACCACUUGUCUACAGAGUAUGCGAAAAAAGUCAAGGAUAAAAAUAAUCAAAUAUUAAAAGACAGUGGUUUAGGGGAUGUUAUACCGUUGGGGGGACCAGCCAGUACUCAAAGAAAAGUUUGGUGUUAUCCGGUGCAAUUUUCUCUUCCUACUCCUCGACUUCCGCAAGUGGAUUAUCUUCCGGAACGUGAUCAAACGAUGUUACGUUUUCAUGGUGACACAGUGUGCAUUAAUAAUACACACUUUACUAAAUUAGAACAUUUAUAUAGGUACAAUUGUUUCGAUGAUAAAAAAUUUGAAAUGUUUUUACCUCGUGUAUGGUGUAUGUUAAAACGAUACCAAACAUAUCUUGGUAUCGAAGGACAAGCUACUCAAAUGGCUCUGCCGGUAACAGUUUUUGAGUGCCUCCAAAGAUCAUUUGGCGUGACAUUCGAGUGUUUUGCUUCUCCCUUAAAUUCUUACUUUAGACAAUAUUGUUCAACAUUUGCCGACACAGACUCUUAUUUCGGCUCGAGAGGUCCUUUUUUGGAUUUUAGACCGGUAAGCGGUUCUUUUCAAGCUAAUCCGCCCUACUGUGAAGAACUCAUGGAAGCAAUGGUCAAUCACUUUGAACGUCUCUUGGCGGAUUCAGCAGAACCUUUAUCCUUUGUUGUAUUUCUACCCGAGUGGCGAGAUCCAGCACCUAAUGCUCUAAUAAAGCUAGAAAGUAGUCAUUUUAAACGCAAACAAGUGGUAGUACUUGCGAUGGAACACGAAUACAGACAUGGACAUCAACAUAUAUUACCAAAAGGGGAAAUUAACAUCAGGGCUGCUCAUGGAACUUUGGUCGUAUGGCUGCAAAAUGCGGCGGGUGCUGCAAGAUGGGGUCCUACCGAGGAACGCGUAGAGGCAUUGCUAGAAGCUUGGCGUCCAGGAAGAGAAAGAGAAAGGGAUAAACAAGAACUUCUUUCUCCAUCCAGACAAACUCAUCAACAAAUUCCUGCAACGCCCGUUUCUGUCUUGGCCACUCAAACUCCUCCGACUAUGCCUCUCUCACAAACGCUAUCCACCCAUCCAGCAUAAUCGUAUGCAAAUAAUUUAUAAUAUCAAUUUAAUCUUAGUUCGUUAUAUUAAAAAAAAAAAAAAAAAAAAAAAA
Messenger RNA from Polistes dominula (European paper wasp), 2455 nucleotides. RefSeq names its product Phosphorylated CTD-interacting factor 1 (gene Pcif1). The record is from RefSeq and is a predicted model, not a curated record. NCBI's taxonomy places the organism in Eukaryota, Metazoa, Arthropoda, Insecta, Hymenoptera, Vespidae. Gene Ontology annotation, molecular function: RNA polymerase II C-terminal domain binding; mRNA (2'-O-methyladenosine-N6-)-methyltransferase activity. Gene Ontology annotation, cellular component: nucleus.